CCGCGGGCUUAUGAGUUACGGAGAGAGAACGCUCGAUUAUUCAGUCCUCAGUUAGUUCACGUUAUAACGGUAUAGGCCUACGCUGUCCUGCCAGAGUCCCGUUCGGUUCUCAGCAUGUAUUUUAAAUAAUCGAUAAUUUGAAGUGAGAAAUCAGUGCACUUGUGAAAUACCCGCCGAACCUUGAGAAUGAUCCGCCCGGCUUCGUUGAUUCGCGACGAUGAUCAGUUCCCACAGUUCCAGGCCAAUGCCAGUCACAUACGGGAGGAUUCCAUCGAUUGUGGCAUCAGGGCGUGCAAUUGCUGCAACGGUCCGGGAUGUCAACGACUGGGAACGACCACUUCGUUUCUGGUGAUUCUGUCGCUGUUGGGAUUUGUUCAGGGUGGGGUCGAAGCGUACUUCCGGAUCGCUGCCCACCAAGCCGCCAGUGAACAUGACCUGGAUCCGUUCAUCGUGGAUUGGCUGCUGGUGACAAACGGGAUAGCUCAGGGCGUGUUUGCACUUUUGGUGGCCUAUUGGGGCAAUCGAUUGCACCGUAUCUCCUGGCUGGGAGGAACUUUUAUGCUACAAUCUGUUGGACUGCUGCUGCUGAUCAUACCAACGCUGAGUCACAAUUCAGAUGACUCCCAAACGAUUGCUGCAUCGCAAGUGGAAAAUGUAUGCAUCCUAGAACAAUCUGCCGAAAUCCAGAUGGAGCAUCCUUACGCUAUCACCACUCUGGUGUUGAUGUUCGUCGCCCAGGCCGUCAUCGGUAUUGCCAACAUUGCUUUCUACUGCUUGGGCAUGAGCUACAUGGAUGACAAUUUGCGGGAACACCAGAGCCCUGGUUACAUUGGAUGCGCCCUUGGAGCCCGGAUCUGGGGCCAACAAUUUGGCCUCGCGGUAGUGCUGGCCGUUGGCGCAACGUCCCUGAGCUGGUGGCUCGGUUGGGUCAUAAUUGGCCCCAUAGUUUUCAUACUGGGCUUCCUAAUCGCUCUCUUCCCGAAGAGACUACUUUCCACACUAGUCCGUCAGGCAGCAGAUGACAUCAUAGAAACUGCCACCAACAACAGUACCCAAUCCUUACCCGGCCACAAGUGGUUGGCCGACAUUGCUUUUGCACCAUCACUGAAGCGCGUUUUCACCAACGGUAUUCUGAUCUUCAACGUGUUGGCGCUGGUGUUUGUACAUACCGGAAUCACCAACUUCAAUGCUCACGAGCAAAACUACCUUCAGUCACGCUUCUUCCUGCCCACAUCCAAUGUCAACGGGUUAAACGACGAGUGGACUUCCAGGCUGAUCACAAACCUGCUGCGGCCGCCGGUGGUGGCGAUGGCUAUUGUUGUAGCUGGGUUGAUCAUUGCCAAGGCGAAUCCCAGCCCGAGAAAAAUCGCUGGCUGGAACAUCUUUGUAGGUCUAGUCGCCGUCGGCCUGUUUGUCGCAUUCAUAUUCCUCUCGUGCGAAAACGAACGGAUUGCCGGUGCCUACCGGGGUAGGCUGACUAAGCCGUUCUGUGCUUCGAACUGCAUUUGCUCGGAAAACGUUCCGUUUUCGCCGGUAUGCCCACAGGACAGCGUGUUUACCUACUUCUCGCCGUGUCACGCGGGAUGCCAGAAUAGGACCGAAAUCAACGACGUCACGGUCUACACGGAUUGCACCUGUGGAAUCGACACGGAACUGGUACUGGCCGAGGGCGGAAUCGCCACAGUGGGAGCGUGCGGAAUGGCCGAUUGUCAGAAGUAUUGGAUCAUUUUCCAGGUGCUCAGUGUCGUCGUUUCGGCUUUGUUGGCAUCUGCGUUGAUCGGGAAAUUGAUUAUCUCGAUUCGCACGGUGCUACCACAGGAUAAGGCACUGGCGCUUUCUGUGGAGAUGACCCUGGUCGGACUUGUCGCUUAUCUACCGGGGACAGCUGCCUAUCAGGCUAUUGCUUUACAUGCCUGUCAGUUUUGGUCAACCGAUCAGCGAAGAUGUUUCAUCCAUGAGAAUCCAUUCUUCGGUACAACCUUAAAUAUUCUAACCUUAGUUUUAAUUGCAAUUGGUGUACUGUUUGAGAUUCUGGUAUUCUAUUUCGUUCGAGAUCUUCCACUCUACGGGAACGAUCUCGACGACGCCUACAGCCCCAUCGAGAUGCGACUAAUGACGCAACAGGCGAGAAUUAGUUCCCGUCAGACCACUUCCCCCGAAACGGAAGCUCAACCGUUCAGUCUUCUUCAAGAGCAACCCGACACAGACCCAACGGCGCAAUCCAACAGCAUAAUGCAAGCCUCUACCAUCCCGGCACAAGAUUCGCCCAUCAUCCGAUCUAUACAGGACAGCCAGGAAGAUUACCCCAGAAACCAUCGAUCCGUUUCGCCCAUAGCCGGUCCAUCAUCUCCCAACGCUUACGCCCAAGUCAUCCGACAAUUGCCAACCCGAACGGCGUCCAGCGACAUCGACGAUCAGCUCGACUUCCGAUCUGCCAGCAGUCUUCAACCGGACAGGACGGAUGAUGACGAUACGGAGGACUCCGAGGACACCCAGUUGCACAAAUCGAACGGACCACUGUCGAACCUUCGGGACUAUUCGGGCAUGAAUCCGGCGACUUACGGAGCAGCCAGCGGACUGCGACCUCUGGAUUUGCUACAGUCCAGUGUUGCUAGUAGCCCAGGGGGUUUUGGAAAUCCAUCGAGAGCGACGACCACGAAUAGAACUGGACGGCCGAUGAGUCCAGAAACGGACUUUUAGAUUGAAUCAGUGUUCGUAGUAGUGUAAGGAAAUAGUUUUACUAGUAUUAAGUUCUAAUGCCUAAUAAAGUAUUGUAGACUGACAA
Aedes albopictus (Asian tiger mosquito) is the source of this 2785-nucleotide messenger RNA. It is a transcript of the gene Oatp33Eb, whose product is annotated as solute carrier organic anion transporter family member 1C1. The transcript is spliced from 8 exons. Gene Ontology annotation, cellular component: plasma membrane. Lineage: Eukaryota; Metazoa; Arthropoda; Insecta; Diptera; Culicidae. Gene Ontology annotation, molecular function: protein binding. Gene Ontology annotation, biological process: sodium-independent organic anion transport; transmembrane transport. The record is from RefSeq and is a predicted model, not a curated record. Bases 187 to 2700 code for a protein of 837 amino acids.